Monascus purpureus is the source of this 294-nucleotide messenger RNA. NCBI's taxonomy places the organism in Eukaryota, Fungi, Ascomycota, Eurotiomycetes, Eurotiales, Aspergillaceae. The record is from the annotation of a GenBank genome assembly.
AUGGCUGAAGGAACUCCUUCUGGAGGCGAAGGUGCCCCGGCCCCCCCACCUGCCACGGAGCACUUGAACAUCAAAGUCACCGAUAACAACAACGAGGUGUUCUUCAAGAUCAAGCGCACAACUCAGCUGAAGAAGCUUAUGGAUGCGUUCUGCGAUCGCCAGGGCAAGCAGCUGUCAACUGUCCGUUUCCUCUUCGAUGGUACUAGAGUUCGUCCCGAAGACACACCGGAGACUCUCGAUAUGGCGGAUGGUGACACACUCGAAGUUCAUCAAGAGCAGAUCGGCGGUUGUUGA